UCCUCGCCCGGGCCGGGCCCAUCCCAGCCCAGCCCGCGGCCAGGCGCGGAGCGGCGGCGGCAGCCAGCGAACGACCGAGCUCCGCGCCGCUCGGCCGGUUGCCUCCGCCGCCGGCCUGAGCGUUAUGGCGUGCGGCGGCGAGCGGCGGACGCGGGCGCUGUGGCUGGCGGUGCUGUGGUUGUGGUUGCCCGGGCGCUGCGGCGGCGCCAUGGACGAAUGCACGGAGGAGCGGAGCGGCCGUCCUCAGCGCUGCAUGCCCGAGUUCGUCAACGCGGCUUUCAACGCCACGGUGCUGGCCACCCACACGUGCGGGACGCCAGCCGAGGAGUACUGCGUGCAGACCGGCGUCACCGGCGUCACCCAGUCCUGCCACCUCUGCGACGCCGCCCAGCCCCACCUGAGCCACGGCGCCGCCUUCCUCACCGACUACAACAGCCCGGCCGAUGCCACCUGGUGGCAGAGCCGCACCAUGCUGGCGGGCGUGCAGCACCCCGCCGCCGUCAACCUCACCCUCCACCUGGGAAAGGCCUUUGACAUCACCUACGUGCGCCUCAAGUUCCACACCAGUCGGCCAGAGAGCUUUGCCAUCUACAAGCGCACCAGGGAAGAUGGCCCUUGGGUGCCCUACCAGUACUACAGCGGCUCCUGCGAGAGCACCUACCGCAAAGUCAAUCGGGGCUUCAUUCGCACUGGGGAGGAUGAGCAGCAGGCCCUCUGCACGGAUGAGUUCAGUGACAUCUCCCCCCUCACGGGUGGGAACGUGGCCUUCUCGACGCUGGAGGGUCGGCCCAGCGCCUACAACUUCGACAACAGCCCUGUGCUGCAGGAAUGGGUGACAGCUACAGAUAUUAGAGUGACCCUCAAUCGUCUGAACACCUUUGGAGAUGAAGUCUUCAAUGACCCCAAAGUUCUCAAGUCUUACUACUAUGCAAUUUCUGAUUUUGCUGUGGGUGGUAGGUGCAAAUGCAACGGGCAUGCCAGUGAGUGUGUGAAGAACGAGGUCGGGAAGCUGGUCUGCAACUGCAAACACAACACCUUUGGGGUCGACUGUGAAAAGUGCCUUCCCUUCUUCAAUGACCGUCCGUGGAGGAGAGCGACGGCAGAGAGUGCCAAUGAAUGCUUGCCUUGUGACUGCAACGGGAGGUCGCAGGAGUGCUACUUUGACCCUGAGCUGUACCGCUCCACGGGCCACGGGGGCCACUGCGUGGGGUGCUCGGAUAACACCGAUGGUGCCCACUGCGAGAGGUGCAGGGACAGCUUCUAUCGCCUGGGCAGCGAGGAGGGAUGUCUGCCCUGCAGCUGCAACCCUGUCGGCUCCCUCAGCACGCAGUGCGACAGCUACGGCCAGUGCAGCUGCAAGCCCGGCGUGGUGGGUGAGAAGUGUGAUCGCUGCCAGCCAGGUUUCCACUCCCUCUCCGAAGCUGGGUGCAGGCCCUGUUCUUGUGAUCUGGCUGGCAGCACAGGGGAGUGCAACGUUGAGAUGGGCCGGUGUACGUGCAAGGACAACGUCGAGGGCUUCCACUGUGAGAGAUGCAAACCUGGAUUUUUCCACCUGGAUUCCUCCAAUCCCAGAGGCUGUACCCCCUGCUUCUGUUUUGGACAUUCUUCAGUCUGCACCAAUGCCAUUGGCUACAGUAUAUACAGCAUCACCUCUGACUUCCAAUUUGGAGAGGACGAGUGGCGCGCCGAGCAGCGCGACGGCUCCGCGGUCUCGCUGCUGUGGAGCACGGAGAGCCAGGACGUCUCUGUCAUCUCGGACAGCUACUUCCCCAUCUAUUUUGUUGCACCACGCAAGUUCUUGGGCAACCAGGUUUUGAGUUAUGGGCAGAACCUGACCUUUUCAUUCCGCGUGGACAGGCGGGACACACGCCUCUCUGCAGAAGACCUGGUGCUGGAAGGGGCUGGCCUGAGAGUGUCAGUGCCCCUCAUUGCCCAGGGCAACCCUUACCCCAGUGAGAAUGCGGUGACUUACACCUUCAGGCUCCAUGAGGCUGCAGACUACCCGUGGAGGCCUACUCUUUCAGCAUUUGAGUUCCAGAAGCUUCUCCACAACUUGACAUCCAUCAAGAUCCGUGGGACAUACAGUGAGAGAAGCGCUGGCCACCUGGAUGAUGUUACCAUCACAAGUGCUCGUCCUGGACCUGGCGUGCCUGUGCCCUGGGUGGAGAGCUGCUCCUGUCCAGCAGGAUACGAGGGGCAGUUCUGUGAGCGCUGCUCCUCUGGGUACCGGCGAGAGACACCAAGCCUGGGGCCUUACAGCCCCUGUGUGCCAUGCACUUGCAACGGGCACAGCGAGACCUGCGAGCCCGAGACUGGUGUGUGCAAUUGCAGGGAUAACACGGCGGGGGCUCACUGUGAGAAGUGCAGCGACGGCUACUACGGAGACGCAACAGCGGGCACGGCUUCGGACUGCCAGCCCUGCCCGUGCCCGGGCAGCUCCAGCUGUGCCAUCGUGCCCCGCACAAGGGAGGUUGUGUGCACCAGCUGCCAGACUGGCACUACAGGCAAGAGGUGUGAGCUGUGCGAUGAUGCCUACUUCGGAGACCCGCUGGGUGCCAACGGAGCUGUCAGGCCUUGCCGCCUCUGCCAGUGCAAUGACAACAUUGACCCCAACGCCGUGGGCAACUGCGACCGCCAGACAGGCGAGUGCCUCAAGUGCAUCUACAACACCGCCGGCUUCUACUGCGACCGCUGCAAGGAUGGCUUCUUCGGCAACCCCCUGGCCCCAGACCCUGCUGACAAGUGCCGAGCUUGUCACUGCAAUCCCUACGGCACCGUGAAUCAGCAGACGAGUUGCAAUCAAGUGACUGGGCAGUGCGAGUGCCUGGCUCAUGUCACCGGGAGGGACUGCAGUGCCUGUGAGCCUGGCUACUUCAACCUCCAAAGUGGACGUGGCUGUGAGAGGUGCAACUGCCAUGCUCUGGGCUCCACCAACGGCCAGUGCGACAUACGAACUGGGCAGUGUGAGUGCCAGCCGGGUGUGGCUGGCCAGCAUUGCGACAGAUGCGAGGUCAACCACUUUGGCUUUGGCUCUGAAGGUUGUAAACCCUGCGACUGCGAUCCCGAGGGGUCGCGCUCCCUGCAGUGCCGGGAGAACGGUCGCUGCGAGUGCAAGGAAGGCUUCGUGGGCAGCCGCUGCGACCAGUGUGAAGAGAACUACUUCUACAACCGCUCGUGGCCAGGCUGCCAGGAGUGCCCAGCCUGCUACAGACUAGUGAAGGACAAGGUGGCGGAGCAACGAGAGAGGCUGCAGGAGCUGGAAAAUCUGAUAGCAAAUCUGGGUACAGGAGAGGAUGCUGUAACUGAUCAAGCCUUUGAAGAGAGGUUGAAGCAAGCAGAAAGAGAUGUUAUGGAGCUGCUCCAUGAAGCGCAAAACAGCAAAGAUGUAGAUCAGGACCUCAUGGAUCGUCUGAAGGACAUCAACAGCACACUAGUGAGUCAGCUCAACAGGCUGAGGAACAUUCAGAGCACUGUGCAGGAGACAGAGAGCCUGGCAGAGCAAGCCCGGGUGCGGGUGGAGGACACCGAAGACCUGAUCACCUUAGCUUCUGAUAUGCUUGAGAAGGCAAAGAUGGCAGCUGACAACGUGUCCAUUACACCUCCAGAGUCAACUGGGGACCCUAACAACAUGACUCUAUUGGCAGAAGAGGCCCGUAAGCUGGCUGAAAGACACAAAAAAGAAGCUGAUGAGAUUGUUCGCAUAGCCAAGGCAGCAAACGAUACUUCCACAGAAGCAUAUCAACUGCUGCUGAAGACCCUGGCGGGAGAAAACCAAACUGCAAGUGACAUCCAUGAACUCAACCUGAAGUAUAAUCAAGCCAGGAACAUCUCUCGUGACCUAGAGAAACAGGCCAAGAAGGUGCUUGCAGAAGCAGAGGAAGCUGGAAACAAAGCCCUGCAAAUCUAUGCUAACCUCACCAGUCUGCCUAGUGUGGAUUCCACGGGGCUGGAGAAUGAAGCAAAUAAGAUCAAGAAAGAAGCAGAGGAGUUAGAUCAGCUAAUUGCCAGGAAGCUGAAAGAUUAUGAAGACUUGAGAGAAGACAUGAAAGGAAAAGAGCUAGAAGUGAAGAACCUCUUGGAGAAAGGCAAGACUGAGCAGCAGACUGCAGACCAGCUCUUGGCUCGAGCGGAUGCAGCAAAGGCUAUGGCUGAGGAAGCUGCUCGGAAGGGCAAUGGCACACUCCAGGAGGCUAACACCAUUCUCAGCAACCUGAAAGAUUUCGACAAGCGGGUGAACGACAACAAGACGGCAGCCGAAGAGGCGCUCAGGAGGAUUCCUGCCAUCACGCAGACCAUUGCUGAAGCCAACAGCAAGACGCGCCAGGCGGAGCAGGCCCUGGGCAACGCCGCUGCCGAUGCCCGCGAAGCCAAGGCCAAGGCAGACGCCGCCGAGAAGAUCGCUGCUGCCGUUCAGAAGAGUGCUGCUGGUACCAGAGCUGAGGCUGACAAGACUUUCGCUGAUGUGACGGGGCUGGCCAAGGAAGUGGAUGACAUGAUGAGGCAACUGCAGGAUGCAGAGAAGGAGCUGAAGCGGAAGCAGGAGGAUGCUGAGCAGGAUAUGAUGAUGGCAGGCAUGGCCUCCCAGGCUGCCCAGGAGGCAGAAGACAACGCAAGAAAAGCAAAGAACUCCGUGAGCAGCUUGCUCACUGUCAUUAAUGACCUGCUGGAUCAAUUAGGACAACUGGAGACGGUGGACUUGAAUAAACUGAAUGAAAUUGAGGGUACCCUGAACAGUGCCAAAGACCAGAUGAAAGAGAGCGACCUGGACCAGAAAGUGUCUUUCCUUGAGAGAGAAGCCAGGAAGCAAGAUGACGCGAUACAGGCCUACAACAGGGACAUUGAAGAGAUCCUGAAGGACAUUAGCAACCUGGAAGACAUCAAGAAGACCUUGCCCUCUGGCUGUUUCAAUACCCCGUCCAUUGAGAAACCCUGAGGGUGCUCUGGGGUGGGGGAGGUUCCCCUGGUGAGCAGUGGAGCAGUGGUUUGGCUAUGGAGUGCCUUAACACACGGUUGCCUUCUUCAGACCCCCGACUCUUUGCUGCUCUCAGCCACUGUUUUCUUUUCCAAUCAGGAUGAGUUGAAAGGUCUCUCUUUUUAUUGCCUUUUUCCUUUUUAAAGAGAAGCAAAUUAAAUCUCCGUCUAUGGGCAUCAAAGGGGUUUUUUUAUAUAUAAAUUGUCUUCCUGAGCACUCCACCUUUGCCCCUCUCUGACACAGUUUCCCUUUGAUUGGCACAGGAGCAAGAGGUGCUCUGGACUCUCUAUGCUGUGGUUCAGAAAUACCCAUGUGAGCUGGAUACAGCAAGGCAAAACUAACCCUCCUCUCACUCCUCUCUUCUCCCCUCCACUCCAGAGCUCUCUGUCCCUAUGAAGGAAGGGGAUGGCUACCAAAGUAUUACUGUAAUGGCCAGUAUAGCUGCACUCAUUCAGAUCCUUCUUCCCAAUUUCUGACCCUGUGAAUUUAUUGUGACUGUUUUAAUCAUGAACUAGUGGCCAAUCCAACAGCGUUGGUAGCCUUUGACAAAAAUAGGUGAAGCCUCUUUCUGAAAUGCUUUCUGUGAUGCAGUGCUCUGAGGGGGUCAAAAAGAGCCCCACAGCCUCUGAGAGGAGCUCUGUGGGAGGAUGGGGGUGGUGGUAGAGGGGUAGGUCUUUUCUGGUGGAGCCGUAGGUCUUCCCUGCUCCUGGUCUGUGGAGAAGUUUUGGGUCUGAUCUGUCGGCAGCUUCCAGACAGAGGAAUUAGGAAGCUGUGAAGUGCAUUCCCAUCUCUAGGUGUUGCUACUGAAUUGCCAGAAGGUCUGGUUUUUAGGCCGUGGAUGUCUGAUGGGUUAGGUUAGUUUGUUCAAGCAGGAGAAGUCUCGCUGAAGAGGGGAGCUGCCAUCCAGAGAGCUCCAACAGCUGCCCUGGCCUUCACAUUGACUGUCUCUGGAUGGGGAAGGAAAGGGGCAUGCAAAAGCCUUUCUCCCCAUGGUUUUUCUAGAGGAGGACAGUGUCGUUUUUACAUCUCUUGGCACUACUCUUGCCUUUUGCCUGGCAGAAAGAAAAGGACUUUGCCAGUGUCCUCCUUUCUUCUUGCCUACCAUACUCCCACGGCAGCACAGGGACUUCCAGGGGUGGCAGGUCUGCAUCUCUCACUGCUGCCUCACCUCCUUGCAGGCUCCCUCCCAAGUUUGUGCCUCCCAGCUGCUUGCUGGUGCUGGGCAACAGCAGGAGGGAGCCCCUCACUCCUCCUCCUCUUCCUGCAGCUUCCUCCUUGCUUUCAGCCUGGCAUCCCUCUUCCUUCCUUCCUUCAGCCCCCAGUAUAUAUCUCUCCUUAAACACUAUGCAACUCGUACGUUUGCGUAGCGGGGAAGAACUCUCUGAUCUGACACACACUGGUGCUAUGAAUUAUUUCAAAUGGAUAUUGUUUGUGUGAAUGUGAUUUGGUUCUUUUUGGGUUGUUGUUUUUUUUUUCCUUGUGUGUGCAUUUUUUUUUGGGGGGGGGGGUUUGUUUUCCUAAAUCAUGAUUACAGUGUGAGGAAGUCUGUUGUGUGUGCGUAUUGUGCGUGUGUGUAAAUAUCCUCAGCCAUAUUUCCAGAGUGGCACAGCCUGGCCUCACUCCUCAACGUGCUCCCUCCGCGGCAGCCAUCGGGGUGUGGGUGCUGCACAUCCCUUCUCUCCACGUUAUUCCCUUGGGAGCUUGCUGUUCCUCCCACCUGAGCCUCCUGCUUUCUCCCUCUCCCGUGCCCUCAGCGCUCUUACGGGCACCAGCAAUAACCACUUUGCCCCUCGAGUAGCUGCUUCAAAGCCAGCUCCGGUGCGUGGUGGUCGCAGCGCUCUUGUUUUGUGUCCCAUGUGCCCCAGGGACGUUGUGGCAGGAGGAGAGUGGGAGCUGUGGCUUUGCAGCUGGGCUAUGAGGAACCUGUAGCACUGCUGGGACACCAAACCCAAUGUUGAGGUGGUUGGAGAGCAGGAUUUGGGGGGCAUUUUGAUACCACUGCAUGAGGUGGGGGGCUUGGUGCACCCUUGUGAAGGGCACUGCCGGGCAGGGUCUGUUCCCGGCGAACAUCACUCUCGUGUCCCUUCUCUUGGAGGCGAUUGACUGGCUUAGGCUUUCCCCCUGCCUGCAAACACACCCAGUGCUUGGAGAAGAGCCUACCUGUGCACACCCACACGCGUGUGCUGCUGAGCUGGGUGCCUUGGCUGGCUGCUCUGCUCAGAUGGCUGCCUGUAACCGCGUCACCUCUCUGCCAAGGCUGUGAGAAGAGCAGAUGCUAAGAUGCGCACGUGCCCUGGCUGACCUCAGGCCUUAAGGUUUCCUACUUUCCUCUCUCUUCUUUUCCCCCCCCCUUUCUUAAGCUGUUUUUAACAGAAUUUUAUUUUUAAAUGAAUGAAAAAAAAAAUCUUUAUAAGCAAUCUCUUAAUCACUACUGCAUUACAGCCAUUACUCAGUGUAUAAGUCCAGUUAUUUCUUUACGUAAUGUGAUGCUGCAACAGCUGCUGGUGGAGCGCUGGGGCGUCACGGGUGCCGUGUGACAGUCCCUUCACCACCUUAUUCCUGACUGUGGCCCCCCUCAGUAUGUGCCUUCACCCCAGCUUUUUUUUUUUUUUGCCUUAAUUCUGUGGUCUUGCUGUCUGGGGCGGUGAACAAAAUGCAACACUUGCAGGUUUUAUGUAUAAAACAGUAUUUCUUAUUUAUAAUAAAGUCUGACUAUUUGUAACCCCUUA
Pogoniulus pusillus (Red-fronted tinkerbird) is the source of this 7701-nucleotide messenger RNA. RefSeq names its product laminin subunit gamma 1 (gene LAMC1). The transcript is spliced from 28 exons. Gene Ontology annotation, biological process: animal organ morphogenesis; substrate adhesion-dependent cell spreading; tissue development. The record is from RefSeq and is a predicted model, not a curated record. Lineage: Eukaryota; Metazoa; Chordata; Aves; Piciformes; Lybiidae. Gene Ontology annotation, cellular component: basement membrane. Bases 125 to 4933 code for a protein of 1602 amino acids.